AUGCAAAGAAAUAUCCGAGGUCCCCCUAAGAACCUCACCGAAAAAGUUAGCAUCGACGACUCAAAUCUUGAGAAACAGGUGAGCAUCGGAUCCGAGCUACCUCUCGAAACCAAAAAGGAGCUCGUCGAAUUCCUAAAACAGAAUAUCAAAACCUUUGCAUGGACCACCAGCGACAUGAAAGGCAUAGAUGCAAAUGUCACCACUCAUAAGCUCAAUGUAGACCCUACUUUUAAACCGAUCAAACAGAAACGUCGUAAGCUAGGUCUAGAAAAAGCCCAAGCUGUCAACGACGAGGUCGAUCGACUAACAAAGGCCGGGUCCAUCCGAGAGGUACAAUACCUGUACCUCGCCGUGUCGGCAGCUGCAGUCAGCGGAGUGCUAGUACGAGAGGAACAAAACGAACAGAGACCUGUCUAUUAUACUAGCAAAAGCUUAAUAGACGCCGAGACGAGAUAUCCCACCAUGGAAAAACUAGCCCUAGCAGUCGUGACAGCUGCCAGGAAGCUGCGACCUUAUUUCCAAUCGCACUCGAUCAUAGUAAUGACCUCACAACCAUUACGGACGAUUCUGCAUAGCCCUAGCCAAUUCGGACGAUUAGCCAAAUGGGCUAUAGAGCUCAGCGAAUACGACAUCGAGUACAGACCCCAAGCAGCAGCAAAAGCUCAGGUCCUCGCCGAUUUCGUUAUUGAGCUAGCAUCCGAACAUCUAGACCAGGAAACAGAGGCCAAGUACGAAGCACUAAUCGCUGGAUUAAAGCUCGCCCUGAGCCUCGAAAUUCGGGAGCUAAACGCCUAUAGCGACUCGCAGCUGUUUGACAAGUUCGAGCUAACGAGGAUCCCACGAGGGGAGAACUCCUCAGCAGACGCGCUCGCCGCGUUAGCUUCCACAUCCGACCCUCUCGUAAAACGAAUUAUACCCGUGGAAGGAAUCGAGAAGCCAAGUAUCGACAUAGCUACCAAGGCUGAGAUGGAUAGCAAACCAAAGGAAAAAAUAGAGGAUAACAGCCUCCCGACGGUAGCUACCCAAGUUUUCACGACAUUCUGGUUCCCGAAAACUAGAACACGCAGCUUUAGAAAGCACACCUCCAGGAAAGCAACCCAGAACCCGAAAAACAACGACAAAAGUGAAGGUACUCACCGAAGUUCAGACUCCCUAGAGCCUAACUCUACGAGUACCUCCGGGGGCACCAUCCAGACCUCGGAACCACUUGUCUAUAAAGUCCAAACAAGAAGCCGCACCGCUCUUAAAAACGCAUCUAGGAACGCUACACAAACCACAGGGGAUAACGAGGAAAUUGGAGAUAUUCCUCAGAACCUAGAACCUACUCCAACGAAUAUCUCCGGGGGCACCACGGCACCAGGUCCCGAACAGGAAUCUCCCUCCUCUCUUCACAACAAAGUUGUAGGGAGAGAAGACUGGAGAAUACCGAUCAUGGAUUACAUCCUAGAGGGAAAAAUUCCACCCAACAAGUGGGAGGCUCGAAAACUCAAAGCUUUAGCAGCAAGAUACUGUAUAAUCGAGUCAGCCCUCCACAAACGAAGUGUCUCCGGACCUUACCUAAAAUGCGUUCACGGCCUAGUAGCUAUGAAACUCAUGAAGGAAAUGCACGACGGUUCCUGUGGAAACCAUUCCGGAGGCAGAGCCUUAGCCAUCCGAAUAAAAAGACAAGGCUACUUCUGGCCUACCAUUAUCGCAGAUUGUGAGGUCUACUCCUCAUCGUGCGACAAAUGCCAAAGGCAUGCACCGAUCAUACACCAACCAGCGGAAAAGCUGUCUAACAUAUCAGCUCCCUAUCCGUUCAUGAGGUGGUCUAUGGACAUUAUAGGUCCAUUAGUACCUUCAGGGAAAGGAAAGAAGUUACUAAACCUCCUGGUCCUAACCGACUACUUCACGAAAUGGAUUGAAGCUGAAGCUUUCCAACAAAUAAACAGAUUCGAGGUCGAAGGAUUUGUUUGGAAAAACAUCGUAUGCAGGCAUGGCGUCCCAUACGAAAUCGUAACCGACAAUGGAGGACAGUUCAUAUCCCACGACUUCAAAAGCUUCUGCGAUAAAUGGAACAUCCGCCUCACCUUCUCAUCACCUCGGCGACCUCAAGGGAACGGACAGGUGGAGGCUGCCAACAAAUCAGUUUUAGCAAACCUCAAGAAACGCCUAGAAGCCCAAAAGGAGCUUUGGUCGGAAAAACUACCCGAAGUACUAUGGGCCUGCCGAACCACCCCACGAAAAGCUACAGAGGAAACUCCCUUCUCCUUAGCUUACGGGAUGGAAGCUGUCGUCCCAGCAGAAACCACCGCAGGUAGCCUCAGACGGGAGCUCUGCACCUCAAAUCCCGCAGCUAAUAACCAGCUCCUGAUGGAUAGCCUCGACUUGAUCGAGGAAAGACGAGACCAAGCCUUGCUUCGCAUUCAAAAUUAUCAGCAAGCAAUGGCACGACACUACAAUUCCAAAGUAAGGCCCCGACAGUUCGCCGUAGGGGACCUAGUGCUUAGGAAAGUGUUCGAAGGAACAAAGGAACCGGGAGCUGGAAAGUUAGGAACCAACUGGGAAGGACCCUACCGAAUUAUCCACAUAGUACGACCCGGAGUUUACAAACUCCAGAAGGCAACUCCGUCAUGA
Brassica napus (rape) is the source of this 2616-nucleotide messenger RNA. RefSeq lists its product as uncharacterized. The coding region runs from base 1 to 2616 and encodes 871 amino acids. Lineage: Eukaryota; Viridiplantae; Streptophyta; Magnoliopsida; Brassicales; Brassicaceae. The transcript is spliced from 4 exons. The record is from RefSeq and is a predicted model, not a curated record. Gene Ontology annotation, biological process: DNA integration. Gene Ontology annotation, molecular function: nucleic acid binding.